Messenger RNA from Pseudogymnoascus verrucosus, 1701 nucleotides. Its product is annotated as 3-ketoacyl-CoA thiolase with broad chain length specificity. Gene Ontology annotation, molecular function: acetyl-CoA C-acyltransferase activity. Gene Ontology annotation, cellular component: peroxisome. The record is from RefSeq and is a predicted model, not a curated record. The transcript is spliced from 2 exons. The coding region runs from base 142 to 1536 and encodes 464 amino acids. NCBI's taxonomy places the organism in Eukaryota, Fungi, Ascomycota, Leotiomycetes, Thelebolales, Thelebolaceae. Gene Ontology annotation, biological process: phenylacetate catabolic process; fatty acid beta-oxidation.
AGAAACCCCAACCAUCUAGCAUGUGAAGACCACACAGCACCGUGUUCAUCGACCUCUCGCCCCACCACCCUCACCGUGUUAGCCAAUCACACCCAUACCUCGGCCCAAAAGCGAGCGGACUGCCCGACCUACGUUGUGCUCAUGACGGUCCGAAGAAGGUGCAUUAUAAACCCAUCGUGCGCCCUUGGAAAUAAAAAAUCUCCCUUUCCUCUGUCUUUACAUACCCAUCUACAUCUCUCCCAUCUACCAUAUACCCAUAAUCCAGACAUAUCAACCAUCACCAUGUCUUCCGCACAAUCCCGCGUCGGCCAAGUAGCCUCCCACCUCAAGCCCACCGGCCGCGCCGCCCUCCUCUCCAAGAACGCAGACGACAUCGUCAUCACCGCCGCCCUGCGCACCCCCUUCACCAAGGGCGGCAAAGGCGGCUUCAAAGACACACCCGCUGCUGAUCUCCUCGUCGGCGCCCUCCGCGCCGUCGUGGAUCGCUCGGGAAUCGACCCUAAGCUCGUCCAGGAUAUCGCUGUUGGCUCUGUCCUGCCUCCGGGAGGAGGAGCUACCGAGUUCCGCGCUGCUGCUCUCGCGGCGGGUUUUCCCGAUUCUACGGCUGUGAGGUCGCUGAAUAGACAGUGCUCGUCUGGUCUCCAGGCUUGUGUCGAUAUCGCGAAUGCCAUUUCGGCGGGUAUGAUCGAUAUCGGCGUCGGCGCAGGCGUAGAGAGCAUGUCCCUCCAAUACGGCCCCGGCGCCGUGACCGAGUUCUCCGAGCUUCUCGACUCUCACCCCGAAGCCAAGAACUGCAAAGUCGGCAUGGGCAACCUCUCCGAAGCUAUGGCCAAGGACCGCGGUGUCAGUCGCGCGAAGCAAGACGCCUUCGCUGCUGCAUCGUACGCCAAGGCCGCGCAUGCACAGGAUAAUGGCUGGUUCGACGCUGAGAUCGUGCCGCUGAAGGUUAAGUUCGAGGAUGUCAAGACGGAUGAGUGGAAGGAGAUUACGGUUAGCAAAGACGAUGGUAUCCGUCGCGGCGUCACCGCCGAGUCCCUCUCCAAGAUCAAGCCUGCCUUCGCCAAAGACGGGUCUAUCCACGGCGGCAACGCGUCUCAGAUCUCCGACGGCGCCGCGGCGGUGCUGUUGAUGAAGCGUUCCACUGCUGAGAAGCUCGGCCAGACUAUCCUCGGGAAAUACGUUACUGCGUCGGUUGUGGGCGUCGCGCCGCUGCUGAUGGGUGUUGGGCCGUGGGCUUCCAUCCCGUUGGCGCUGGAGAAGGCGGGGAUUAGCAAGGAGGAGGUGGAUGUGUAUGAGAUUAAUGAGGCGUUUGCGAGUCAGUGUGUUUGGUGUAUUGAGGCGCUGGGGUUGGAUGAGAAGAAGAUUAACCCUGGUGGAGGCGCUAUUGCGUUCGGUCACCCCUUAGGUUGCACUGGUGCGAGGCAAGUCGGUACCCUGCUGGGUGGACUGAAGAGGGGAGGUGGAAAGAUUGGUGUUACGAGUAUGUGUGUGGGGACUGGGAUGGGGAUGGCUGCUGUUUGGGUUUCGGAGCAGUAGAGGGAGGAGGUGUGUGAUGUAUAUAUGAGAUUAUAGAUGGGGUGGGGUGUUUGAUUAUGAAGAUUCUUUUGUAUUAUGAUUUAAGCUUCUCCGUUUACUUGCCUGUGUGUGUGAUAUAGCUGGCGGAGUGACUAACAGGGCAGUCAAGCAGACAGAAGUUCGGCC